This is a messenger RNA of Dunckerocampus dactyliophorus (ringed pipefish), 1851 nucleotides long. RefSeq names its product phosphopantothenoylcysteine synthetase (gene ppcs). The record is from RefSeq and is a predicted model, not a curated record. Gene Ontology annotation, cellular component: cytoplasm; nucleus. The transcript is spliced from 4 exons. Gene Ontology annotation, biological process: coenzyme A biosynthetic process. Gene Ontology annotation, molecular function: phosphopantothenate--cysteine ligase activity. The coding region runs from base 276 to 1226 and encodes 316 amino acids. Lineage: Eukaryota; Metazoa; Chordata; Actinopteri; Syngnathiformes; Syngnathidae.
ACGUGUCCGUGCGGGGUUUUUUUCACGUCGCGCAUGUAAAUGGCUUAUUCCGAAUGUUUCAGAAAACGGAAUAUUGACCUUAACCCGUAUGUCGACUGCAUGUAAACGUAGUCAGUGUUUUGGGGCAUAGUACCAAAGAUAGCCAGUGGCGGCGCUAACGUAAUACGUCUAUGUUUACAUCGAGCGAAGAAAAAAUCUUACCAGGUCUCGGAAGUGGUUCAGAAGUUCUCAAGAAGGGGUCUUCGGCUGUCAGUACAUAUUGGUAUUAAAAAGUCAUGGCAGAGCCCAGAAUAUCCUCCAUCGAUGGGAAGCUAGCCGAAGAGUUUGCCGCUCCCGCCCACGUGAAGGAGGUCAAGGACAAGAUGGCUGCUUUUGCCCAGCGUCACGCCGAGGCCGGUCGCUGUGUGGUUCUCAUCACAUCCGGGGGCACCAAAGUUCCCCUGGAGUCACGUACCGUUCGAUUCCUCGACAAUUUCAGCAGCGGAAGGAGGGGAGCGUCAUCGGCUGAGUAUUUUCUCGACUCCGGCUAUGCUGUCAUCUUCCUGCAUAGGCAUCGUUCCCUGUAUCCAUACACUCGCAUGUUCUCCACUGUCAACAUGCUGGACACCCUGCAGUUCAGUGCAAGUGACUCUGGCGAGGUGGUGGUGAACCAGCAGGUGCUCCCAAACAUCGCUAAAGUGCUAAAGCGCUACCGGGAAGUAACCAAUGGCCAACUCCUUCUCCCCGUCGACUUCAGCACCCUGUCAGAGUAUCUGCACCUGCUUAAAGCGGCAGCACAGGCCCUCAGCACUAUAGGAUCUAAGGCUAUGUUUUACCUGGCUGCAGCAGUGUCGGAUUUCUACAUCCCAGCAUCGGAAAUGCCCGAGCACAAAAUUCAGUCUUCAAAUGGACCUCUUCAACUAACCAUGAACAUGGUCCCCAAAAUCCUGUCCCCGUUAGUGAAGGACUGGGCGCCGCAGGCCUUCGUCAUAUCCUUCAAACUGGAGACAGACGCCACCAUCCUGCUGGAGAAGGCUCGGCGAGCGCUGGACACCUACAGGCACCAGGCGGUCGUGGCCAACGUGCUCGACUCCAGGCGGGGUUACGUGGUGGUGGUGACCCCGAGCACCCAGGACGAGGUGGUGCUCUCCAAAGAGGAAAUGAAGAACGAGGUGGAGAUCGAGGAGAGGAUCGUGACUAACUUGACAGCUGCACACGCGCAGUUUAUUACGCAACAAGCGGGCUGAUAGUCAUUGGAGUUUACUGUAGAUUGAGAUUUGGGAUAAGUAUAAUUAAUCGAUUACUGAAAACAAUCAUGUCAUCAAUCAUUAAAUCUAUGCAACGUUUGUAUCAAGGUUGGUAAUAUCUUGACGCAAAGUAAGGAUAAUGUUAUUACAUGGCAGCAAACAGCUACAAAUAAAUACGGUAUUGACCCAAAUAUCAAAUGACCCUUCGUUUAAGACUGGUUUCUGAAAAAUACUUAAGACAAAAACAUCAUCAAUACUGCAUUUUACUCAAUCUUUGUUUCAUGACUCACCAUCACUGAUCAUCAUUUUAAAAUGAGCAUCAGAAUAAUAACUUGUCCAACCUUUGAGGUCGCUGGUGUGUGACAGGAAGAAAGGCUCUGACUUGCAUGGGGAGAAGAGUCGAAUAUAAUACGACUCGACAUUUCAGGUCAAUACGGUACAAUUCUUGAAACUUCCCUAAUUUAUAAUCAUGAUAAUGAUUCUGACUGUAAUGCUUUAACUUGAAGUUCAAUGAAUGAUACAAUGAUGUUUCUGUACAUGGACAGCAUGUAAUGCAACCUAUUAAAAUGUGUACAAGUUUAUUCUUUUUGUGCCCCAGCAUUAAUCAGCGUCUUUAUGAAAACAU